Syngnathus acus (greater pipefish) is the source of this 2994-nucleotide messenger RNA. It is a transcript of the gene cdh5, whose product is annotated as cadherin 5. Gene Ontology annotation, biological process: regulation of establishment of cell polarity; vasculature development; homophilic cell-cell adhesion. The transcript has 15 exons. Gene Ontology annotation, molecular function: cadherin binding; calcium ion binding. Bases 410 to 2779 code for a protein of 789 amino acids. The record is from RefSeq and is a predicted model, not a curated record. NCBI's taxonomy places the organism in Eukaryota, Metazoa, Chordata, Actinopteri, Syngnathiformes, Syngnathidae. Gene Ontology annotation, cellular component: plasma membrane; adherens junction; catenin complex.
CCCCUCAAAAAAGCUCAGUGUAAUUGCGUCUGCUGCUUGGUGGUGGUGGUCUUUCCCUCCUGGACAGGAAGACGAACAGUAGCAGGACUGGACACAAUAACAGGAAGGGGAAGUGGGCAGUGACCUUUUUUUUGGGGGGGGGCGAAAGACGUUAAGAGUGAAGUACAAUCUUAGGGGAGGAGAAGGAGGAAGAGGAGGAGGAGAACCUGUUGGUGCUCCCAAAAUAUUCUCCAGUUGCUAUCUGGAAGUGUGUUUAGCACGGCGUCACCACUUCUUUGGGAGGAUUUCGACUUUUGGAAGGAAGGUUGGGAAGGAAUCAAUACUACUAAGAACCUAUACGGGAUCAGGAAGGAUUCGGAAGGACUCGCAAAAGAUUCUGCGGUCUCGGACGCUUCAGCACUGAGAGAUCAUGGCUUUGCUCCGGGUCUGGACCGCGGGGCUUAUUCUGGCCGUCGCGGCCUGGUCCGUCUCACCCGGCGUUUCCGAGGACUCGGCUGUGGGCACGGAGAGGCGGCAAGGACUUGCCGAGGAGAUUGUGAGGAAGGAGACCUAUCCUGUUCUAUCACGGAAGAAGCGGGAGUGGAUCUGGAACUCGCUCUAUGUGGAAGAGGAGAAACCCGCACCCAUUCCCUACAAGAUCGGACAGCUCAAGUCCAGUCAGAAAGUGGACGUGAAGCGGUUUAAAAUUGAGGGCGAAGGCGCAGAUGGCAUCUUUACCGUGGACCACAAGGGUGACCUGUUUGUCAGCAAGUCUCUGGACCGCGAGGAGAAGAGUGCGUACCACCUGACCGCCAGGAUGUACGACGGCAACAACAAACUCAUCGAGGACUCGGGAGACUUUGUGGUCCAGGUGACCGACAUCAACGACAACACCCCCGUCUUUCCUAAAACUUACAACGGAUCCAUCUUUGAGAGGUCUACCAUAGGCACCAAAGUGGUCGAGGUCAGGGCGACGGACGCCGACGACCCCACCUCCGCUAACGGCGAGCUCCGCUACUCUCUGACGCCCGACGGUGACCUGUCUGCCUUUGAAAUUGACAGCAUCACAGGUAAGAUCAGCUGCAAGGUGAGCACUCUGGAUCGCGAGACCAAGAGUCAGUACAUGGUGGUGGUCCGGGCUCAGGACAUGAGAGGAAUGGCGUCCGGCAGCACGGCUACAACCUCCGUCACCAUCAGCGUCGACGACAUUAACGACAACAUCGCCUCCUUCACCAGAUCGACGUACGAGGUGCAGGUUCCGGAGAACCACAAGCUGAACACAAAGAUCGGCACUUUGGAAGUGAAGGAUGGAGAUCAGAUCGAAAACAAAGAGCCCAUUUUCUCUCUGCCGAACAACAACAAAAUAUUCUACGUGGAGCUCGGCCACAGGAAGGACGGCAACCUCAUGCUCAGACAGGCUCUGGACUUCGAGACAAGAAACAGCUACUCAUUCAGUGUGCAGGUGCGGGAAAACCUGCGAAACUUGCGCUUUCCCGCUGACAACGUGGCCACUGCUGUCACCACGGCACAGGUGAUCGUUAAAGUCUUGGAUGUGGACGAGCCGCCGGAAUUUUCACAGCCAAUGUACACCUUCAAAGUGCCUGAAGAAAGACUGGUCAACAACAUCGGCAUUGUCAGCGCCAGAGAUCCGGACAAAGCUGGCAAGAGUAUCCGGUACUCUAUCUUGGACAAGGAUUGUCCAAUCGCUAUCAAUCCAAUCACAGGGCAGAUGUCCACCCUGAGGACUCUGGACCGCGAGCUGGAGGCCACACACAUGUUCCAAGUUAAAGCCCAAGAGGAGCCAAGCGGUUUGGAGUCUUUUGUCAAAGUCAACAUUGUCGUGGAGGAUGUCAAUGACAACGAGCCCGAACUGGAUGUGGACGAGAUCUUUGUGUGUGAGAAUGACAACGCAAACACAGUGAUCGGAACUUUGAGGGCCACCGAUAAGGACGACCAGCCGGCCUCGUUCACCUUCACUCUGGCUUCUCCCAGCUCCAACUUUUCCAUCAGAGAUUUUGGCAACAACAGUGCGUACGUCCUGGUCAAACAGGGACCGUUCAACCUGGACGACCCCACAGAUUACAGCGUGGACGUGAGCAUCAGCGACGGAGGGCAACCCAUCAAGUCCAGCGUCACCAAACUGGCCAUUAAGGUGUGCCGCUGCGACGCCAGACGCAUCCCAACUCAGUGCAAGGCCAUGGCGCAGAAGAUGGGCGUGAGCGUCCACGUCCUCAUCGCUAUUCUACUCUGCAUACUCACCAUCUUGGUGAUAGUCAUCCUAUUCGUGAUGAAGAAGCGCUACCACAAAGACUCCCUAGCCGGUAUGAAGAAUAGCGGCGAGAUCCACGAGCAGCUUGUCACCUACGACGAGGAAGGCGGAGGCGAGAUGGACACCAACGGCUACGACGUUUCUAUCCUGACAUCAGCAUUCCACGACGGCUCCCUCCUCCGCCACCCUGAUUGCCUCCCCCACCCGUCUCUCUACGCUAUGGUCCAGAAGUCCCAGCCCCACCAUCACCAGCACCAAAUGCAACCCGCCUCCGCUUGCAAAGGCGACAUGGCGGCCAUGAUCCAGGUGAAGAAACACGAUGCGGACCACGACCGCGAAGGCUUCCCGUACGACACCCUGCACAUCUACGGAUACGAGGGCCCCGAAUCCAUAGCGGGGAGCCUCAGCUCGUUGGGAAGCUCCUCAAGCGGAGGCUCAGACUCGGACUACGACUUCCUAAGCGACUGGGGCCCCAGGUUCAGGACCCUGGCUGAGCUGUACGGCGUGGAAGAGUCGGAUUACUACCACUAGUUGACCUUUUUACCAUCACACCACAUGUAUUUCCAGGUGGCAAAAUUUCAGAUCAGUAAACCGACCAUUACAUGCAACUUGACCACAGAGGCAGACUCAGGCAUAGUUAACAUGACCUUGAAGAACUGACUCAUUGACUUUGCUGUUGCUCUGAUAAAUGCGACUUUUUCUUUUGCUGGUAAAAUGGAUGCGGUGAAGAGUUAAUUUUAGCUAGC